This is a messenger RNA of Poeciliopsis prolifica (blackstripe livebearer), 4619 nucleotides long. RefSeq names its product opioid receptor, delta 1a (gene oprd1a). Gene Ontology annotation, molecular function: G protein-coupled enkephalin receptor activity; neuropeptide binding. The coding region runs from base 116 to 1240 and encodes 374 amino acids. The transcript is spliced from 3 exons. Gene Ontology annotation, biological process: neuropeptide signaling pathway; G protein-coupled opioid receptor signaling pathway. Lineage: Eukaryota; Metazoa; Chordata; Actinopteri; Cyprinodontiformes; Poeciliidae. The record is from RefSeq and is a predicted model, not a curated record. Gene Ontology annotation, cellular component: neuron projection; membrane.
GUGAGAGGAGGGAAAGAAGAACAUCUCUUUUUCAUUUCUGCUUCUGUUUUGUGGUUUUCUUUGCUUCCGUCACUUGUGGCGUUAGAUCCCGACAGUCAGCAGUGACCAGGCGGACAUGGAGCCCCACACGGUCCCCGGAGCCGCAGCGCAGCUCUCUCUGUCCGACCUGUACUCCGUCAUCCCCUUUAACGUCACCUUCCCGGAGGAGCUGGCCGGGCUGAACGCCACGGAGCCCGGCAGCCCGGUGAGGGGCGCCGGGGGUAUGGUCAUCGCUGUGUCCAUCACGGCGCUUUACUCGGUCAUUUGCGUCGUGGGUCUGCUGGGCAACGUCCUCGUCAUGUACGGAGUGAUCAGAUACACCAAGAUGAAGACAGCCACAAACAUCUACAUCUUUAACCUGGCCCUGGCUGAUGCCUUGGCCACCAGCACGCUGCCUUUCCAGAGUGCAAAGUACCUGAUGAACACCUGGCCCUUUGGACAGGCUCUGUGCAAGCUCAUCAUUGCCAUUGACUACUACAACAUGUUCACCAGUAUCUUCACCCUCACUAUGAUGAGUGUGGACCGCUACAUCGCCGUGUGCCAUCCCGUCAAGGCGUUGGGCUUUCGGACACCGGUCAAGGCUAAGAUGAUCAACGUCUUGAUAUGGGUCCUGUCGUCCGCGAUUGGGGUGCCGAUCAUGGUUAUGGCUGUGACCAGAGUGAACGAGGCUGGUAACAUUACAUGCAUGUUGAAAUUUCCUGACCCUGACUGGUACUGGGACACCGUGACCAAGAUCUGUGUUUUUAUUUUCGCCUUUGUGGUCCCUGUGAUGGUCAUCACUGUUUGCUACGGCCUGAUGAUCCUGCGUCUGAGGAGCGUCCGUCUGCUCUCGGGCUCCAAGGAGAAAGACCGCAACAUGCGGCGAAUCACCCGCAUGGUCCUGGUGGUGGUGGCAGCCUUCAUCGUCUGCUGGACCCCCAUCCAGAUCUUUAUCAUCGUGAGGACGAUGGUGGAGAUCAACACCAGAAAUCCUUUUGUCAUAGCCAGCUGGCACUUGUGCAUCGCCUUGGGCUACACCAACAGCAGUCUUAAUCCUGUCCUCUACGCCUUUUUGGAUGAAAAUUUUAAGCGUUGCUUCAGGGAUUUCUGCCUGCCCUGCCGGGCCCGCAUGGAGCAGAACAGCGUGACCAGCGCCCGCAACACCACCCGGGAGCCGGUGUCCGUCUUUGCUCCGACCGAGGCGGGAAGGAAGCCUGCAUGACUAGCCGAGGAGAGGGUCCCUCUUCGCUCCAAUGUGAGCACAAUCCAUCAAGAUCCACAGUCACAGGAAACCCUGAUCUCCACCACAGAGUUUUGAUGCCCAGUGAGGGUAAAAUCAGCAGGAAUGUCUGAGCUCACAGUCAAAAACAGUGUCUGACUUUGACAGAUUGUCCAAAGCCCAUCAUCCCACAGUAAGAUCAUGAAGCAGAAUGUUCUUAGUUUUUAUCUCAGAAUAAGACGGUAGGAGAGUUCAAGACAACAGCAGCAGCUGGUACACUUAAGAGGAUUUCAACGAUUGCAUUGGCAGGUGAAACAACCACAUCAGAAAAAAACUGCUUCAGUGUUUGUUUUUUUUUACAUUAACAAAGUGAGAAAUACAUGACGCACCAAACCAACGAUGGCUCAGUGGAAGAGUCCUCUGCCUGAACAGAUUUGAUCUAAAGGAGGCCACAACGAACUGCGCUGCACCAGAACGAGUGAUUAAAUGAUUUUAAAGUGUUUCUUGCUGAAUAUAUAGAAGUACAAUCAAUUUCAAAUUAGAUGGAAGGAUACAUGUCACAGAACUUCUGUGUCUGGAUGUCUAUAGACCCACUUUGAGAUCAAAAUUCGUUGGUCCUCAGCUGUCCACUGGAGACCACCACUGACAGCCUCGACCACAACAACGGCUUAACGUCUGCAGUCUAGUACUUCAGAGGCAGCCAAUUUUACUCCACACCAGUAAUUAGAAAAAGAAACUCUGAGGUCUGUCUCGCUCUGUUGGACACUUGUGAAAAGUGGCGCGGCGCUCUCUGAAGCGAUGACUCACUCCGGGAAAUUCAGCUUCCUCAAUCAGACCGGAGCCAGCGGAGACGGAGGUGACGAAUGAUGACUUCAGCUGAGCCGACAUGCUUCACACGACUGUUUGUUGAAGUCGUCAAAUCCAGCUAAAUUUGGGUUUUCCUGAAAGCUCAGAGUUUAAAUUAUGACAACAGAGAGAGACGUUUGGGAGACAUUAAACACACAUGAGCUAGUAUGUAGCCUUUCUAAAGUAGUAAGACUACUUUCACUUUUCUCCAUUUUCACUUUGUUGGCAUUAAGACCAGUGGUGGGAGUCAAUAAAAUUUUAAUUGCAGGGCCUGUAAUUAACUUAUGAAAAGGUGGAACGACUAUGUGAACGUUUGCAUUAAAACAAUUGAAUCUUAAGUUACUUUAAGAGAAACGCAGAUGUUUUGUGAUUGGUUCUCCUUUCGUCUCUCUGAGUGUUUCGAUUUUGCUGCUUUCUGUUUAUUUCACGCAGAAAAAUUUGAGAAUCCGAGUUAAGAGACUUCAUGUGUAAGAACAGCCUACAGAAACUGUGUUGGACUUUCACACUGGCUCAGAUAUGGAGACAAUAAAUAGAACAUGAGAUGUAAAUGUACGCCAUGUGGUUGGUUUGCUUGUGUUACCGCAUCGUGUGCUGUAGAGUCCAUAGCCGUUCAUUCUGUGACCAUUGCUGCCUUUGUUGGGUGAAUGUCUCUCAGAGCACGUAACCUUUACAAAUUCAAAUUUCUUCCUGAAAUAAUGUAAUGUUCUCUAUAUUAUGAAUACAGAUGGUUUUUUUCAGGCUAACGGUACCAAACAGGAUGCAAGUUCUUCUUCUGUUGGAUGCUUCCUGAAGGGACCACUGGACUGAAUCAUUUGCAUUAAUUCUUUUGAAACCGAAUGUUGUUGUUCGCUACAUUCAUGAGUCUCGUUUUCUCGGUGAUCUUCCUCUCCUCCUGUGGCUGAGCUCCAUAUUCUAAAUCACAUGUCUGUCCUCUAAUGGCCUAAAAGCCUAAACUGUCCUUCUAAUAUAUAAAUCUCAACCUCGUCACUUCCAGUGGCUGCAUUUCUAUCAACCAUAUAAUUGCACAUUUUGAUAUUUUGAAUAUCUAUUUGCUUAAUGUAAACAUACCGAUUUGGAAAAACUCCAUCAUUUUACCUUAAAAAGAGUUGGUGUGAGGAUGACGUGUUUUUUUUUGGCUGUAUCAAACAUGCAAUGGAAACGCGAGUCACAUGAUCAACAACUUGAUGCCACUAUAAUUAAGUAUUAAUGACUUAUUUAUAGGGUUUUUUUAUCGGUUCUUAAUUAAAGUAAACAAUUGUGGAAUUGUAGUUUUUUGACACAUUGGACAUUUUUUUCUCAUGUUUGUAAUGGAAUCGCAGCUAAUGGAAACGUUUCCUUCAUCUCUCACUCUGCUUGCCAUCCUCUCCAUCCGGUUGGCCAGAGGUAAUUAAACUCUCACUGGUCUUUUAUCCAGUAACUGCAGCUGCGUCUGUUAAACCACAUAACCCUGCAGCACAGAAAAAAAGGAUAUAUUUACAUUUUAUAGAAUAAGCCCAACACCAGGUAAUUCCAGGGUACAACUCUGACAUCAAUGUUUUUGAUUUAUAUUUGGCAAUUCAUCAAACCUUUCGCAUUUUAGGUUUGGGAAGUUUUUUCUUUUUUCAAAUAUAGGAGAGAAUUUGGUCCAGGUUUCUAUUUCAAUGACACGUGAAACAGAAACAAUGGAAAACAAAAAGAAUAUAAAAUGCAAAAAAAUAAAAAAUAGAUCAUUAGAGAGCAAAUCGAACAAAUCUUUUUUGAGAUAGAGUUUAAGAAACCACAACACGAAAAUAAAUAAAAACUUCAAGGGUGAAUCUGAAACUGUGGCAUCGAUCUUAAGAUGCUUAAGAUCCAAUACAAACACGACUUGAUGUUGACCUGAUCGAUAUUUGCGAGAGAUGGACUCACUUACCUCAUUGCCUCCCUCUGCAUUCGCAGAAUGAAGCUCUGGUGUGUCUUCAAAUACAAAGCAAGUUUAGGGACAUUUAUCAACUCCAUGUUCACUGAACUCCAAAACACACAGACCAUCUGUUUAGAGCUAAUAAGAACUGGAACGCCAAUCAAUAUAUUUGAUGUAUAUUUUCUUGAUGAUGAGAUUUAACAAAAUGUAAUGUUUACUGUUUGUUUACUGUGUUAUAUUUUUAUGAUGUAAGCACUCUGUCCUGCCUGGUUCUGAAAUGUGCUGUACCAACUUGACUUGUAGCUGACUGCGGUUUAAGGCAAGAUGAGUUCGUCCCAUUUUGACUCAUCAAGAUGGAAAAAUUUGCAGCUCAGAUUUUUCUUCUAGUUUCAGACAAAAUCGGACCGUCAAAGGUUUCACUCAUAUCUUGUUUAGGUAAAGCCUCAGUGCUGUAUGUUUCAUUUGUAUGCUAUUAAUUGUGACUUCUGUUUUAUUCUUUGAUACUUUGUUGCUGUAAAUAAUUCAGUUUGAUGACAUUGUUGAAGUUGGUGUGAUGUUGCAUUUAUCUUGUUUUAUCCUGACCAGGAGAAAAAGAUGAAUGAUCCCAAUGGAUUUCUGUCCUGCAAAAAUAAAGUCAAAUAAAAAAAUAAGAAUAAA